CAAACUAAGGAAAUUAAUGUCUUCAAAGAUUUUAGUAAACUUGUGCAUAUCUUUGGCUAUCACUAAUAUUAUCUUUCUUGCUGGGAUGCAGCCUUAUGCCUUAAAAGUAUCAGCUGCUUGUAAGGCAGUGGCUGCUCUGUUACACUACUUCCUGCUGGCAUCUCUCAUGUGGAUGGCUGUCGAAGCAUGUCACGUUUGCCUUGUUAGCGUAAUUGUAUUUAAAACAUACCAGUCACAUUUUAUCCUGAAGAGUUCAAUUUUGUCAUGGGGUCUUCCAGCUGUCAUUGUCACAAUUACUCUGGCAAUUAACUACACAAACAAUUACAUUAGAAUUGAACACGCACAAGUUUGUUGGUUGUCGGAGAUACCAUUCUAUGCUGCUUUCCUGGCUCCCGUCGGGACUAUUCUCAUCUUCAACGUUAUCAUGUUUUUUCUCGUUAUCUUGCGUCUUAUCGCAAUGCAAAAUAACAAGCUGCUUCAACACGAAACCAGAAGACUACGUUUUCUUGGAAUAUUUGGUUUGUUUUUCCUGUUCGGAUUAUCUUGGGUCUUUGCAUUCUUCGCUGUUGGGGAAGCAGCAGAAGUGUUUCAGAUUCUUUUCGUUACCUUCAGUGCCUUUCAAGGAACGUUUAUCUUCUUAUUCUACUGUAUAUACAAGAAAGAUACCAGAGACAUCAUCUGCUCGUGUAUAUGUAAACAAAAGAAAGAGAAAGCCAGUAAAGUUUUAAGAACCUAUAAAAGUUCAGGCUCUGGUGAUGGAACAGCAGAAAUGAACACAUAAAUAGAAACGUUAAAACAAACGUCUGUAAAUUGACAGAAAAGACAUUGAUGAGAAUAAUAACGAGGAUAAUCCACAAAAUAAAUCACUUAUUUCGGAUUAUAUGAAUAAAAACAUGAAGGUCAUAUAAAGAUCAGCAAAUAAAAUCCCCCUUACCACCCAUCAAAUCAUGCUUGGCUCAGCUGAAAGAAAUGGCAAAAUUAUAUAAAAUAGCAAAACCUAUCGGAAAUUCUGCAGGCUUCACAACUUAUUAUAUUCAUACUGUCCCUUCCAAAAAUAUAAUCCUUUUUAGCAUAAGAGACCCAGUAAUUAAAAGGGAUCAAUAUAUAUUUUCUUUCAUUAAUAACUAUUGCUUAAAUUAAAAUACACAUAGGAGCAUAAUUAAUGAAACAACUUAUUCAGAUUUUCUCAGGUUAAAGUAUCAUUUAUUUUAUUUCCUUUCACUUACACCCAUACCCACGAUACCUUAUUGCAUUUGUGAAUAAAAGAAUAUAUCUGGAGCGAAAUAUUUAAAUUAAAUAAUACUGCUUAUUUAAUACAAAAGAAAACGUUAUUAUAAGUAAAAUGUUUUUCCUUUUAAAUGAAGACUCUGGAGGAUGGCACUAAAUGUAAUUAGGAAGGAAGGUAUAAUCAUAU
This is a messenger RNA of Octopus sinensis (East Asian common octopus), 1414 nucleotides long. RefSeq names its product adhesion G-protein coupled receptor G2-like. The transcript is spliced from 5 exons. Gene Ontology annotation, cellular component: membrane. Gene Ontology annotation, molecular function: G protein-coupled receptor activity. NCBI's taxonomy places the organism in Eukaryota, Metazoa, Mollusca, Cephalopoda, Octopoda, Octopodidae. The record is from RefSeq and is a predicted model, not a curated record. Bases 17 to 781 code for a protein of 254 amino acids. Gene Ontology annotation, biological process: adenylate cyclase-activating G protein-coupled receptor signaling pathway; cell surface receptor signaling pathway.